ACCAGCUACAACAGCUCCACCACCACCACAUUCUUCUCCCUCAUCACCAUCCAUCUUCAAGCAAAACCCAAGAAGAGCUCAACAGCCAUGGUGCUCCUCCCUACUGAUCGCAUGGACAGCCUCUUCUCCCCGCGCUGCGUGUGGGUCAACGGACCCAUCAUCGUCGGCGCGGGCCCCUCGGGGCUCGCCGUUGCCGCCAGCCUCCGUGAGCAAGGGGUUCCCUUUGUCGUCCUGGAGCGCGAGGACUGCAUCGCCUCGCUCUGGCAGAAGCGCACCUACGACCGCCUCAAGCUCCACCUCCCCAAGCAAUUCUGCGAGCUCCCCAGGAUGCCAUUCCCGGCCAGCUACCCGGAGUACCCCACCCGCCGCCAGUUCAUCGAGUACCUCGAGACCUACGCAGCCACCUUCGACGUCAAGCCGGAGUUCGGCAGCACCGUGCAGACGGCCCAAUUCGACGAGACCUCCGGCCUCUGGCGCGUGCAAUCCAGCUCCUCCUCCGGCGAGAGCAUGGAGUACAUCGGCCGCUGGCUCGUGGUCGCCACGGGGGAGAACGCCGAGAGCGUGGUGCCCGACAUCCCCGGACUCGGGGAGUUCGCGGGCGAGGUGGCCCACGUGUCCGAUUACAAGUCGGGCGACAAGUACAAGGGCAAGAGCGUGCUGGUGGUGGGAUGCGGGAACUCCGGCAUGGAGGUCUCCCUCGACCUCUGCGACCACGGGGCGCUACCAUCCAUGGUGGUGCGCGACGCCGUGCACGUGCUGCCCCGCGAGGUCUGCGGCAGGUCCACCUUCGAGCUCGCCACCAUGCUCAUGGCAUGGUUCCCGCUCUGGUUCGUGGACAAGAUCAUGGUUUUCCUCUCCUGGCUUAUCCUUGGUAACCUCGUCGGCUUCGGCAUCCGCCGCCCGGCCAUCGGCCCGCUCACCCUCAAGAACAUGUACGGCCGCACCCCUGUGCUGGACACCGGCGCCAUGGCUAGGAUCAGAUCCGGCGACAUCACCGUCGUGCCGGGAGUCUCUCGCUUCACCAAGAACAGGGCCGAGCUCACCGACGGCACGGCGCUCGACAUCGACGCCGUGGUGAUGGCCACCGGGUACAAGAGUAACGUUCCCCAGUGGCUCCAGACCAGCGACGGCUUCUUCGGCAAGGACGGAUACCCUACAACAGCGUUCCCAAACGGCUGGAAGGGCCAGUCCGGGCUAUACUCCGUCGGGUUCACCCGCCGCGGCCUCUCCGGCGCCUCCGCCGACGCCGUCCGCAUCGCCAAGGACCUCGGCCACGUGUGGAGGGAGGAGACCAAACCCACCAAGAGGGCCGCCGGAGCGUGUCACCGUCGGUGCAUCUCCGUCAUCUUCUAAACCAGCACGACCACUAACCACAGAUUGACAGUGCGUGAGCGUGCAUGGCGCAUGCAUCAGAAUCCCCUUCAUUGCUUCGUUAAUGUUGAUUUGUUCUUUGUAUGAGUGUGUGGAAAAAAGUGUUAAUCAUUAGGUUAAUUAGUUUAAAAAUUAUACUUAGGAUAAAAAAGACAAGUGGAGCCCUCUCGUCAGUGGGGGAGUGAAGUGAGCCCUAGGGCCGGGAAUUUUAUUACUGCAGCUAAGGGCGCAUGGUCACUGGUGUACAGCACAGUCAGAGACUUAGCUUGCCCGGUGAUGAAGGAUGAGGCUCUUGUCAUUGACCAUCUUGUAA
Messenger RNA from Lolium rigidum, 1684 nucleotides. RefSeq names its product probable indole-3-pyruvate monooxygenase YUCCA5. The transcript has a single exon. Bases 88 to 1353 code for a protein of 421 amino acids. Gene Ontology annotation, molecular function: flavin adenine dinucleotide binding; NADP binding; N,N-dimethylaniline monooxygenase activity. Lineage: Eukaryota; Viridiplantae; Streptophyta; Magnoliopsida; Poales; Poaceae. The record is from RefSeq and is a predicted model, not a curated record.